AUCCCAAUGGUUGCCCCAUUCUUCGGUUGCCUCCUCGGCGGCUUCAUCUACGACGCAUUCCUGUACACUGGCGAGAGUCCCAUCAACACGCCGUGGAUGGGCCUCAAGCGCCUGACGCAGCCGCGCCGGGACGUCUGGUCAAACACCUACCAGCGCAAGGAGAUCAGCAAUGUCUAG
Molecule: messenger RNA, 177 nt
Organism: Pyricularia grisea
Lineage: Eukaryota; Fungi; Ascomycota; Sordariomycetes; Magnaporthales; Pyriculariaceae
Exons: 1
Source: RefSeq, a predicted model, not a curated record